UAAAAAACAUGGUCGGCUUUUGUUUGUAACGCUUAUAACGGUUUAAAAACUUGUUCUCACGAAUUAAAAAAAAACUUUAAUGCUGUAUGUGAUAUUAGUUUAUAAAAAUGAAUUUAGAAUUACUGGAAUCGUUUGGUCAAAACUACCCUGAGGAGUUCGACGGAACGUUAGAUUCCCUAUCGAUAGCUGUAACAUGCCAGUUUAACAAACGAGGAACAUUAUUAGCAGUGGGUUGCAACGAUGGUCGAAUAGUGAUAUGGGAUUUUCUGACUAGAGGAAUCGCCAAGAUAAUAUCAGCUCAUGUUCAUCCCGUUUGCAGUAUUAGUUGGUCGAGAAAUGGGUACAAAAUUGCCUCGGCCUCGACCGAUAACACGGUGUGCACGUGGAACGUGUUGACGGGGGAAUGCGAGCAAAAAUACAGGUUCCCUUGUCCCGUUUUAAAGGUGCAAUUCCAGCCGCGUAGUUUGGAAAAGUUGCUAGUUUGCCCUAUGAAACAUCCUGCGGUUCUUGUGGAUGUGAACGGAGUUCACAGUGUUUUACCAAUCGAUGAAGAUGGCGAUUUGAAUAUAGUGGCUUCGUUUGACAGAAGAGGUGAUUACGUCUUUACCGGUAACGCAAGAGGGAAGGUUUUGGCAUUGGACUCUACAACAUUGGAAGUAAAAGCCAGUUUUAGAAUAAUGUUAGGAUCAUCGAGUGCUACAGCUGUGAGAAGUAUCGAAUUUGCAAGAAGAGGAGAUUGUUUCUUGAUUAACACAGCCGAUCGAGUGAUAAGAGUCUACGACAGUAAAGAGAUCUUAACUUACGGAAAGGAUUGCGAGCCGGAACCCAUUCAAAAAUUACAAGAUUUAGUCAAUAAAACGAUGUGGAAAAAGUGUUGUUUCUCCGGCGACGGUGAAUACAUUUGUGCUGGUUCGACCAGACAGCACGCUCUAUAUAUUUGGGAGAAAUCUAUAGGGAACUUGGUGAAAAUAUUGCACGGAACAAAAGGAGAAUUACUGUUAGACGUUGCAUGGCAUCCUGUUCGACCUAUCAUUGCUAGUAUAUCAUCUGGCGUUGUCAGCGUUUGGGCUCAAAAUCAAGUGGAAAAUUGGUCUGCAUUUGCUCCGGAUUUUAAAGAAUUGGAUGAAAAUGUGGAAUACGACGAAAGGGAAAGCGAAUUCGAUUUAACCGAUGAGGAUAAAUCAGUUGCUAGUGGAGCAGAUAACAAGGAAGAUUCUGAUUUAGAGGUUGAUGUUGCUACAGUCGAUCCGAUUGCAGCGUUUUGCAGUUCCGAUGAGGAAAAUGAGAAUUCGGAUUGUCUCCAAUUCUUACCGAUAGCUCCAGAGAUUGAAGAUCCGGAGGAUAAUUGGACACCUGUGGAUAAUAUUCCUCCUUCGAAUGUAGGAAAUGGUCCACCACCGGCCAAAAAGAAGAAAUACAAAACCUACGAGAUACCGCUAGAAAAUGUGUCCGAUGGAGAAGUUCACCCCUUAUUAAGCAAUAAAUCUAAGGAUAAACAAGUGGUUGGCGGUAAGAAAGGACCAGGAAGACUGAAAAAAUAAUUAAAUUUGUUUUUUUUUUUCAAAAAAAUUGAAAUUUUUUGUAACUAUGUUCCUAGUCACUUAAAACUCUUCAAUAAAUUAGAAAAAAACGAGUGAAAGUAAGGAAGCAAGGUGCAGAAGUGUUCGUGAACUCAAUAAAUUUAUUUACGAAAUCUAGCGAAGCUGUUUCAACGAAAAGUGUCUUGUCACUUGGAAACUCGAAUUCAUGCCAAUUUGAAAUUCAAUCCUCGCCGUUGUAUUACUACUUGUACAAAUUUUUAUAUCUAUUUUUAUUUGUCUUAAUUAAAUUGUCCAAAAUCA
Molecule: messenger RNA, 1841 nt
Organism: Phyllotreta striolata
Lineage: Eukaryota; Metazoa; Arthropoda; Insecta; Coleoptera; Chrysomelidae
Source: the annotation of a GenBank genome assembly